GCCGUUUGUUGUAUCCUCGCCCGCAAUAUCGAGCUGUGCUACCUCCCUGUGCGAGGCACUCUUUCGCUGUGCCCCUGUCUGUGCCCCAUGCCGUGACGCGGGGGCGGCGGGGCACGCCAGCUUCUCCGACCUUAACUCCCUCCGCUCGAUAAUUUAACGGCAGCUCGAGAGGGACGCAACAAACAACUUUGCAGCCUUCUACUUCCUUCUGGAUCAAAACCGUCUCUUCCUCACAAUGCCUCAACUCACCUGGCUCAUCACCGGCUGCACCUCCGGCCUCGGCGAGACCUUCGCCCGCGCCAUCCUCGAGCGCGGCGACAAAGUAAUCGCGACCACGCGCGGCGACGUCUCGCGAAUCUCCUCGCUCGCAGAAGCCGGCGCCAAGACGUACAGCCUCGACGUGACCGCGCCCAAGGCCGAGAUCGAGGAGGUGGUCAAGAAGAUCUACGAAGAGCACGGCAUCGACGUCCUCGUCAACAACGCGGGCUACAUCGAGGCGGGCCUGUGCGAAGAAGCCGACCUCGAGAGCUACCAGACCCAAUUCGAGACCAACUUCUUCGGCGUCGUCAAGGUCACCCAGGCCGUGCUGCCCUACUUCCGCAAGAAGCAGGAUGGCACCAUUAUCUUCGUUGGCUCGUCGGGCGGCAUUGGCGGCGAGCCGGGAGCGGGCCCGUACUGCGCCACCAAAUUCGCCCUCGAAGGCUGGUACGACUGCCUGAAGCAAGAGACGGCGCACCUCAACAUCAAGAGCGUCAUCUUCGAGCUGGGCUUCUUCCGCACUAAGAUCAUGGACCCGAACAACAUCAAGUUCCGCUCCAACCCCAUCGCAGACUACGACCCGAUCCGCAACGCGGUCGUGCAGUUCGUGGGCCAGAUGAACGGCAAGCAGCCCGGCGACCCGAAGAAGGCGAUCAACAUCAUGAUCGAUGUCGUCAAGGGCGAGGGCGUCGCGGAGGGCAAGGCGCUUCCGGAGAGGUUGCCGCUUGGGUCCGAUUGCCUGGCGACGCUGCGGAAGAAGAGGGUGAAUGAUCUGGCUAUCUGCAAUGAGUGGGAGGAUGUCAUUCGUAGCACUAAUCAUGACGAGUGAAGGGCGGGGCAUCAUUAGCGUAGCAUGG
Messenger RNA from Trematosphaeria pertusa, 1115 nucleotides. Its product is annotated as NAD(P)-binding protein. Lineage: Eukaryota; Fungi; Ascomycota; Dothideomycetes; Pleosporales; Trematosphaeriaceae. Bases 236 to 1087 code for a protein of 283 amino acids. The transcript has 2 exons. The record is from RefSeq and is a predicted model, not a curated record.